AUGUCAUUCCUAGACGGGGAAAAACAACCAAGAUACGAAGAGGAGGAUAGCCCGCAGCAUGAAUACAACGCGCUGGUAGAUUAUAUCCACAACGUUGAGUUGAGAAAAGCAGACGACGCUCAAGAUGUGCAAGACGACAACAUCGAGUAUAAGAGGCCGUGGUAUGCGCCUUGGAAGAAAAUCGAAAUUAGACAGCAAGGCAAAUCAGUGCCAGAUGAUUGGAUGCAUGCUGAUAUUAAACAUGGUAUCAGCUCAGGUGACGUCGAUCCACGUCGUCGCCAGUUCGGUUUCAACGAGUUAGAGUCUCCAGAAGAGAACUUGGUACUCAAAUUUAUUGGUUUCUUUAGAGGCCCUGUCCUCUAUGUUAUGGAAGGUGCCGUCGCCCUUGCCGGUGGUCUUCGUGAAUGGGUCGACUUCGGUGUCAUCAUUGGUAUUCUCCUUCUCAACGCUUUCGUUGGUUUCUACCAAGAAAAGCAAGCUGGUGACAUUGUAGCACAGCUCAAAAAAGGUAUCGCUCUUCGUACUAUCGUCAUUCGCGAUGGACAAGAACAAGAAGUCGAAGCAAGAAUGUUGGUUCCUGGCGAUAUUGUCGUCAUCGAAGAAGGCUCUACUAUUCCAGCAGACUGCGAGUUGCUUGCAGACUACAAGGACAAGGAUGGCUCGAGAGCUAGAGAGGUAUUCGAAAAGGUGAAGGCAGAGACGAAGAAAGAAAAGACGGAAGAUGAAGAAGACUCUUAUGGUAAAGGCCCAUCCAUCUUAGCCGCCGACCAAUCUGCUAUCACUGGUGAAUCUCUCGCUGUCGACAAGUACCACGGUGACAUCGCUUUCUAUACCACCAUCUGCAAGCGUGGCAAGGUGUUUGCACGCGUCAAGAUGACUGCACCAAUCUCUUUCGUUGGUAAGACAGCAGCACUCGUCCUCGGAUCUAACGAAAAGGGUCACUUUGUCAAGGUCAUGAACAUUAUCGCUGGUACUCUUCUCGUUCUUGUUAUUGUCUUCUUGUUCGCCGUCUGGAUUGGUUGUUUCUUCCGGAACGUAGAGAUUGCUCAACCAAGAGACAACAACUUGCUUGUCUACACUCUUAUCUUCGCUGUUAUUGGUGUUCCAGUUGGUUUACCAGUUGUUACCACCACUACGCUCGCUGUUGGUGCCGCGUACCUCGCCAAGAGACAAGCUAUCGUACAGAAGCUCACCUCAAUCGAGUCAUUGGCUGGAUGUGACAUACUCUGCUCAGACAAGACUGGUACUCUUACCGCUAACAAGCUCUCGAUCCACGAACCAUACACAGCCGAGGGUGUUGACAUGGAUUGGAUGAUGUGCGUUGCUGCCCUCGCCUCAUCUCACAACGUUAAGUCAUUGGACCCUAUCGACAAGAUCACCAUUUCCACUCUUAAGGAAUACCCAAAGGCAACAGAAAUGCUCAAGACAGGUUGGGUAACAAAGGAUUUCAGACCAUUCGACCCAGUAUCCAAGCGUAUUACUUCAAUUGUCGAGCGUGACGGUAUUACUUACACUUGCGCUAAGGGUGCUCCAAACUCAAUCCUCAAGAUGUGCGCAUGUCCACCACAAACAGCUCAGGCCUUCCGCGACCAAACUAUGGAAUUCGCUUCAAGAGGUUUCCGUUCCCUUGGUGUUGCAGUUCAAGAAAACAAUGGUGACUGGCAAGUACUCGAGAAUGUCGAAUCACUCGAGCAUUUGGGAUCCACGCAAAACUCAUCUAACGCCUACAAGCCAUGGAAGACGAGGCUGCCUACGUCACAGCAGCCAAUUGACAGCUUAGUUGGUGCAUUAACAGCAGCAGGUGCUCACCUUGGACACAAUCACAGCGAGUGGAAUCCUUCAAUGAGACCUUACAUCUACGGCACAAGGCAUGGACAAUCUAUAAUUGACUUGGAGCAGACACUCGUUGCCAUUAGGAGAGCAGCAGCAGUCGUCAGAGGCGUUGUUGAGCGUGACGGCAUCGUUCUUUUCGUUGGAGGCAAGACGAGGACUACGAUCGUGAAGAGAGCAACUGAGAGAGCAGCUGAGAAAUUGGAGGGUAACGGGUUCUGCGUACCGAACAACUGGCUGCCUGGUACGCUCACUAAUCGCUACAGAUUGUUGCCAGGAGGAAAACCAGAGCAACCACCACCACUUCCUGAUUUGGUUGUGUUCAGUAAUCCACAGACAUAUCCACACGCACUGAGGGAGUGUGCUCUUACUCGAGUACCGACUGUUGGAUUGAUGGACAGUGACGGUGAUCCAAGGGGUGUCACGUAUGCCAUACCCGCCAACGACGACAGCGAGAGAGCGGGUGAACUUAUUAUCAAUCUCCUCGCUGAAGCUGGAGCAGAGGGCUUGAUGGUCAGGAGAGAGUUGGAAGAAAGUAGACAGAAGGCGCAGAGAGUUAAACAGAGGAAGCAGGCGGAUGGCGCGUGA
Wallemia ichthyophaga EXF-994 is the source of this 2418-nucleotide messenger RNA. Its product is annotated as Plasma membrane ATPase. The record is from RefSeq and is a predicted model, not a curated record. The transcript is spliced from 4 exons. Lineage: Eukaryota; Fungi; Basidiomycota; Wallemiomycetes; Wallemiales; Wallemiaceae. Gene Ontology annotation, cellular component: ribosome; small ribosomal subunit; plasma membrane. Gene Ontology annotation, molecular function: structural constituent of ribosome; ATP binding; P-type proton-exporting transporter activity. The coding region runs from base 1 to 2418 and encodes 805 amino acids. Gene Ontology annotation, biological process: proton transmembrane transport; regulation of intracellular pH; translation.